Molecule: messenger RNA, 2078 nt
Organism: Dimorphilus gyrociliatus
Lineage: Eukaryota; Metazoa; Annelida; Polychaeta; Dinophilidae
Source: the annotation of a GenBank genome assembly
GGAUGUUGUCCUGACGUCACAGUUUUGCGCUCUUCCUUUAAUCUCUCUAUUAAAAAAUAGGACAUUUAUAUUAGCCUUCUUAUUAAUUUCAUUUGAUGAGAGUAUUUAGAGAGCAUGGAUUAUGAGUUUAAGGCAAAGAUUGCCACGCAACGAAAAAAAGUAGAAGAUCUGUUCACCUACGAGGGAUGCAAGGUUGGUCGAGGAACUUACGGACAUGUAUACAAAGCGACCAGCAAAAAUUCAGAUGAUGCUAAAGAAUAUGCCUUAAAGCAAAUCGAGGGUGCUGGAAUAUCUAUGUCUGCUUGCAGAGAAGUGGCGUUACUUCGAGAAUUGAAACACCCAAAUGUAAUUAGUCUGUUGAAGGUCUUCCUAUCACAUGCAGAUCGUAAAGUUUGGCUCUUAUUUGAUUUUGCAGAGCACGAUUUAUGGCACAUAAUAAAGUUCCAUAGGAAUGCAAAAUCGAAUAAAAAGCAGGUGAAUGUUCCAAAGAAUAUGGUUAAAUCGUUAUUGCACCAAAUUUUGGACGGUAUUCAAUAUCUCCACUCCAAUUGGGUUCUUCAUAGAGAUCUAAAACCGGCAAAUAUAUUGGUAAUGGGACAAGGAUGUGAGAAAGGAAGGGUUAAAAUAGCUGAUAUGGGAUUUGCCAGAUUAUUUAAUUCCCCUUUAAAGCCGCUGGCAGACUUGGACCCUGUUGUUGUCACAUUUUGGUAUAGAGCACCGGAAUUACUUUUGGGUGCGAGGCAUUAUACAAAAGCUAUUGAUAUUUGGGCAAUUGGUUGUAUAUUUGCCGAGUUGCUUACCUUUGAGCCAAUAUUCCAUUGUAGGCAGGAGGAUAUAAAGACAUCUAAUCCUUAUCAUCAUGAACAAUUAGACAGAAUAUUUACAGUUAUGGGAUAUCCUAAUGAGAGGGAUUGGGUUGAUAUAAAACAUAUGCCAGAAUAUCACACGCUAAUAAAGGAUUUUAAGAAGAACUCUUAUCAUAGUUCGAAUUUGGGUAAAUAUAUGGAAAAACAUAAGACAAAACAAGACUCUAGAGAAUUUCGUCUGCUGCAAAAGCUAUUAAUAAUGGAUCCGACAAAGAGGUUAAAAGCAGAAGAAGCUAUGCAAGAUUCUUAUUUUGUUGAGGAACCUUUACCUUCUUCAGACGUCUUCGAUGGUGGACCAAUCCCAUAUCCCGAGAGAGUAUUUCUUGCUGACGAUGAUACUGAAGAUAAAUCGGCAGCCGUAAAGACGAGUCAUCAACCGCCAAAAGUAUCAGGACACGACCAAGACGUUCCGCCGGCGAAACGUAUGAAAUAUCCAUCAACAACCGCUUCCGAUUUCGUGAGUAUUCAACAGCACGAGCUUACUCGUAGUUCGAAUUAUCUCAACUUUCCCCUAAUUUAACCGUCGAAUGAAAAAUACUAUAUAAAAGAAACAAACAACUUAUGGGAAUUGAAGAAAUUAUCCCGUUUUCAUCUUCUUUCUUUUUAUUUUUUUUUUAAACAAAAAACUAAGAUACUAAUAUUUAAAAGAAAAUAAAGAGUAUAAUAAUUUUCUUUGACAAACAUUUACAAACACAGUUUAAAAAAAAAAAGAAAUAAAAUUCUAUUUAAUUGUGAUGAAACUGUGAUUGUAGUUUUGUUGUUUUUAGUCAAAUUUAUUAUUAUAAAUUUGUGUACAUAAGCUUUUUUUUCGGUCUAAUACUCUUUGAUUUAAAGAAAUAUUAAGCCAAUAUGACAAAAAAGAAAGGAUCUGGUUGAGAUUUUUUCUUUUCUUCCCAAUUUUAUGUUCCCCUUUUUUUUCUUGCAUGUCAAUAUUAGUUAUUCGAAUGACAUGUUAUCAUUCUUCUCAUACCUUACAAGAAAUGAUAAGGCGUACAUAAAAACAAAAUAAGGAAAAAUAAUAGAUAUUCAACUAAGAAAAGGAAAAAUAUCGAAUUAAGUGAAAGCUAAAGAUAAUAAUCGAUCAUAAGUUAAUUAUAUUUUAUGAAAAAAUAACGUGUUAAACAGAAUAAGGUGCAACAAUAUCAAGCUUAUGCCGGAAGAAAAUAAUUAAUUAUGACAAUUAAUUGCAAGCAGAGAUCGUCCCAGACCACG